CAACGGGGCUAUUGUCGUUACCGUUUGGGGGUGCUGGAGGGUCGCUCGCGGCACUGUUCAUCGAUUCGCUGCAGAGUGACGUCAGGACGCGGCGGGUAUAUACGCAAGCGAAAAUCCGCAACGCAACGCAAAGCUGUCGUGUUGCCGUUGCCGUCGUAGUCCUCGUCGUAGCCGUCGUAAUUUUCUUUUCCGUUGUAUUAUCAUUAACGAACGAUCGAAAUCGAAAAGAAGAGGAAACGUGUCUUUGUGCGCGAGGCCAUGCCGUGGCCCUGACCAAAGUUUUAUUCUGGCCCGAAUUGUCUUCGGUGCCAUUAUUCAACGGGGGUUCAACGAGUUUCUACGUUUUUUACGUUAUUCUUUGUGAGAGAGAGAGAGAGAGAAAGAGAGAGAGAGGGAGAGAUAGAGAAAGAGAGAAAUACAGACACACACACUCAUACAUACAUACAUACACACACACGCGUAAAGAGAUAUCGUUCGUUAGUGCGGACGCGCAGUUUAUUUCGACGAGAAUACGAACAAGAUUGUUUUUGUUCCAUCUAAUACGUACAGUGAACUAGUACGAUAACUACGUUCGUCAUCGAACUUCGAGGAUUACAUUCCGUAUCUGAGCGGUGCAGGAGCUCUCGUAAUCACUGGUGUAGCAGCGUAUUAUGCCACAAGACCUAAACCGGAAAAACCAUUGUGGCCACUCUCUGCUCAAAGCACUUUACUUCCGUAAUUCAUCGCGUAUCUCUCCUCAUGUCUACUAUACCUUGACAAACGACUAAAAGAUGUUCGGCGAAUGUCCAAUGUCCAAUAAAUCAACUGGGUGUCUUAUCGCCUUAACAGUAAAAUGAGAUAAUAGAGCAGCGGUGAAUUACUUUAUUCACUGGAUAAACGUAUACAACAUACGUACAUACAUGAUCCUUGAUGAUGGGUAUCGAUUUGAUAAGAGUCUCACGGUUCUACAAGGACAGCAAGGAAGGCAAGUUCGUAAGUUACAUUCACGAGGACACCAGGACGCUUUACGAAGGCUUUCGGAGAGGUGCCAAAGAGUCCAACAACGGUCCGUGUCUUGGCUGGCGAGAUGGACCCAACAAACCUUACCAAUGGAUUCACUACAACGAGACUCUCCUCAGGGCAAAGAACUUCGGUUCCGGUCUCGUAUCCUUGGGAUUGGUCCCUGGUCAGCACACAUUGGUGGGCUUAUAUAGUCAAAAUUGUCCUGAGUGGAUCCUGACGGAACAAGCAUGUUACACGUAUUCCUUGGUCAUCGUACCGCUUUACGACACACUUGGACCGGAUGCGUGUGCAUACAUUAUCAACCAGGCUGAUAUCAGUAUAGUAGUUUGCGAGGAUGAUAAAAAAUGUAACUUACUUCUCGACAAAGCUCCCAGAUGUUUAAGAAAGUUAAUCGUCAUUAAAGAAACGAGACCGGCGACAAAUCAGAGAGCGAAGAAUCGUGGGGUGGAACUUUUAAAGUUCGAGGAUGUCGAACGACUCGGUGCACAGAAGAAUCAACCUGAAGUACCACCAAGGGUGACGGACCUUUGUACGAUUUGUUAUACUUCCGGGACGACGGGCCACCCAAAAGGAGUGAUGUUGACGCAUCAAAACGUUAUGUCUGGCGUAUGCGCGGUCCUCUUACAAUUGGGUGAUCACAAACCGACCAGCAAAGACACCAUGAUCAGCUUCUUACCGCUUGCACAUAUGUUGGAACGUUGUUGCGAAAAUGGUUUAUAUAUGGUUGGAGGAUCAGUCGGUUUCUAUAGCGGUGAUAUCAAGAGGUUAUCGGACGAUAUGAAAGCUUUAAAACCCACCGUAAUGCCGGCAGUACCUAGGCUGUUAAAUCGCAUGUACGACAAAGUCCAAUCGGAACUUCAGGGUUCGUUCUUCAGGAGAAUGAUAUUCAACAUUGGGAUGCGCUCGAAAGAAAGAGAGAUCAAGAAGAGUAUAGUAAGGAACAAUGGCGUAUGGGAUAAGUUGGUAUUCAAGAAGAUACAAGAAUCUAUGGGUGGCAGACUGAGACUGAUGUUAGUGGGUUCCGCGCCAUUGGCUGGUAAUGUCCUUACCUUUACAAGGUGUGCCCUUGGUUGUCUCGUCGUCGAGGGAUAUGGUCAAACUGAAUGUUGCGCACCGAUCACUCUCACUAUACAGGGUGAUCAUGUACCAGAACACGUGGGACCACCAGUAGCCUGUUGCUGCAUUAAACUAGUAGACGUACCAGAAAUGGAAUACUAUGCUAUCAACAAUCAAGGAGAGGUGUGCGUUAAGGGCACUAACGUGUUUGUAGGAUAUUUCAAGGAUCCAGAAAAAACAGCUGAGGUAGUCGAUGAACUUGGAUGGCAUCACACAGGAGACGUUGGCAUGUGGUUACCCAAUGGCACGUUGAAAAUAAUCGAUCGGAAGAAACAUAUUUUUAAAUUGUCCCAAGGGGAAUACAUCGUUCCUGAAAAAAUCGAAAAUGCCUAUUUACGUAGUCAAUACGUACAUCAAGUAUUCGUCCAUGGAGAAUCUUUAAAAUCGUGCAUCGUAGGCAUAGUUGUACCAGACGUAGAUGUAAUUAAAUGUUGGGCCGUGGAAAAUGGUAUACCUGGCACAUUAAGCGUUCUUUGUGCAAAUCCAGAAGUCAAGAGAUUGAUCUUGUUCGAUAUGCACACGUGGGGAAAAGAAUUAGGUUUAAAGUCCUUCGAACAGGUUAAAGACAUUUACUUACAUCCGGAUCCAUUUUCUGUGCAAAAUGGGCUUCUCACUCCAACGUUAAAAACAAAAAGGCCUCAAUUAAAAGCGUACUUCAAGCCCCAAAUAGAAGAUCUUUAUCAACAACUGGACUGAUCGGAUUGAAAGUCAGUGUCUUCGUUGAACGAACAAUUGAAACGUUUCUCCAAUAAAUUCAGAUCUACCGUCUCAAAUAUUCCUUAAAGUCUUAAUACUUUUAUUAUGAAUCAUUUUCACAGAUAUAUAGAGCGUCGCAGAAGAAGCACCGUUUAAGUUAUUGAGGUACUUGAUAAUAUUAUAUCUAAUAAAAUGUGUUAUAUUAUUA
Vespula pensylvanica (western yellowjacket) is the source of this 3022-nucleotide messenger RNA. Its product is annotated as long-chain-fatty-acid--CoA ligase 5. Gene Ontology annotation, cellular component: endoplasmic reticulum; membrane. The coding region runs from base 910 to 2814 and encodes 634 amino acids. The record is from RefSeq and is a predicted model, not a curated record. Gene Ontology annotation, biological process: long-chain fatty acid metabolic process. Gene Ontology annotation, molecular function: long-chain fatty acid-CoA ligase activity. Lineage: Eukaryota; Metazoa; Arthropoda; Insecta; Hymenoptera; Vespidae. The transcript is spliced from 10 exons.